This is a messenger RNA of Prorocentrum cordatum, 7032 nucleotides long. Lineage: Eukaryota; Dinophyceae; Prorocentrales; Prorocentraceae. The record is from the annotation of a GenBank genome assembly.
AUGGGCCAGGGACCCGAGCAGCUGGCGAAAGCGCUGUCGCUCAUCACGACCACCCUCUCCAGCAUGCAGUUGAAAGGUGGUGAGCAGAUCACACAGCAGCUGAAGGGAGCCGCGACAGCCCUGCAGGCCGCCAAGCCAGUGGAGCAGCCCAAGCCGAGGGCGGUGCGCAUGGCGGCGGCGGCGCGGGCAUUGCAGCAGGCACAGCAGCAGUACCAGGACGCCUUCGCCGCGAAGCAGAAGGCCGAGGAGGCGGCUCAGCGGGCGCGUGAGGCCCUGGAGGGGCGCGCGGCGGCGGUCUUGCAGGCAGAAGCCGCAUGCGAGGCCAUCCACCUGGAGGGCAAGCAGGGCCAGAAGGCGGGCAUCCUGGAGCAGCUGGUCACGGGCAACAUCGACCAGCUGGCCGAGGGCCAGCUGGCAGAGGACAUCGGCAAGGAGUUCGACCUAGGCGAGGACGACCUGGACGAGGAGGGACACCGCCAAGUGGAGGAGGCAAAGAGGCAAGUGAUCAAACAGAUGCAGGACAACGCUCGUCAGUUCCAAGGGCACCUGCGCGACCACAUCGCGAAGGCGAAGGCGACGGCGCUGGAGCAGCGGCGUACCAUCGCGCAGGAGGCCAAGAAGAGGAAGCUGACGGCGGCAGGAGCUGAGACCCAAGGUGGCGCAGCAGCAGCCCCCGCCGCAGCGGCGGCCACAGCGGGCAGCGCAGGCACCGCAGGAGCGGCGGCGCCACGCCCCGCUGAGCAGGCCCCCGCCCAGGACGAGGCGGCCGCGUACCUCGAGCGCAAGCGCGCGGAGGCAGCAGCAGGAGCUCCAGCGCAGGGCGAAGGCGGCCAGGGGCGACGGCGGAGGUUCGUUGGCGACGCCGCCGCCCAGGAGCGCACGCUGUUCUGCGCCAACACCAGCACUUGGGUGCCCACAGCCAGGCUGUGGCUGAUGCGACAGGGCAUCGAGGGGAGAGGCUAUGACAUGAUAGCGCUUCAGGAGUCGCAUGUACCACAUGCGCAGUUAGACGACGUGGAGAAUGACCUUGUGAAGAUGGGGUACAAGGCCACAUUCACGGCGGCAAGAGACAGUUCACGCUCGGCGGCAGGCACGCAAGGAGGCACAGCGGUGAUCUCCAAGGGCCACCUCCGAGUCACCAGUUUCAGACACCUGGCCCAGGCUCGGCAGGUCUCGAAUGCCACAGCUGACAUUCGACGAGACGUUGGCCGAGAACGUGGCUGGGAUAUGUGUGACUGGACACCCACUCAGUGGCAUCUGAAGGGCACCACGCUCACGGUUGUCAGCCUAUACUUGGAUUGCAACAGAUCACUGGUCGAGGGCAUCAACAGCCGCAAGCUCACCGCGCUCGCGGCGUUCCUCCGAACCAUACAGGGAGCGUGGAUUGUGUGCGGCGGCUUCAACUCCGACCCCUCGACCUUUUGGAACACGGGGUGGCCAGAGGUGAUGGGCGCGGCCGCAGUCCUCUCGCUCCCAGAGGACCAGCACACCUGCUUCCUCGCGGGGCAGGAGCCGUCGCACAUCGACUUCGCGCUGGUUAACGAGGCGGGCAGCAGGCUAGUCUCAGGCGUGGAGGGCGUCUUCGACGUCCCGUGGAAGCCGCACAUCGGCCUGAAGUUCACCAUUCGAGGACAAGGGGUCCCCACGCAGUGCAGGACGCUAGGCCUCCCCAAGGCCUUCGCGCACCCGCCGAGGCGAGGCAAGGGCCCCAGCCCCACCAGCAAGAGGACGAGGAGGAGGCUGCAGGCACGCGCGCAGGCUGAGGCAGCAGCUGGCGCCGCGCCGCGGCCACCGCCCCAGACCACUGCGCCAGGAGGCGCACCUGAGGACGCACCUGGGAGGAGCAGGCAGAGUGAGGAGCAGCUCGAUGACGCCAGGUGGGAGGCGCUCUCACCCGUCGCGGGCUGGACACACUUCCCGUGCGCCGACGACACCGAGCAGCACGGUCACCAGAUGGACCAAGAGGAGAUUGACGUCUUCGCCGAGCUUGAGCACACGGAGGAUGACAGCGUUGACUCGCCAUGGUCGCAGCCACCAGACGAGACCUACGCGGACGGCGAGGACACGACGGAGAUGGGAGACCUCUGGAUCAUGGCGGAGAUGGCGACAGAGCCGAAGGCCCAGCAGCAGAUCCCCACCUACAUCACCCAGAGCGCAGCUUUCGAGGCGACAGAGGAGGAGGCCACAGCGCUGGGCAAGAGCUACUCGGCGGUCAUGGACACCCUGGAGCAGUUCUACUGCAUGGCGUACCACAUCGCGCCGCAGGACCGUGCCAAGUUUUGCGGGCGAGGUGACCCCAGGCAGUUUGUCGUAUGCAAGGGCAAGGAGAGGCACGAGAGGAGAACGAGAUAUGCAAACCACACAGCGGACUGGUGGAGCAGGGCGGAGAGCACGCUCUCACUCCUCGCCAGGCUCCGCAAGAGGAACAAGGCUCAGGCGCAGCAGCAGCACUUGGCAGCGGCUGGAAGGCACCUCGCCUACGACGGCAUGCCGCAGACCAGCGCGUCCGCGUCGGAGACGGCCAAGCUGCGCCGCAAGCUGUGGCACACGAGGCUGAGGGACCUGAACCAGGUCAACACCGAGGUGAUCGAGGGCAUGGCCGCACAGGCAGAGGAGGAGAAGAGAUACGCGAUCACGAGGGACAUGAGGGAGAGCUCCAGGGCGUUCGGGCUGUGGCUGGCCUCAGCGGAGAAGAGCGCUGGCACGCUCCACCGCACCACCAAGCCGCCGCCCAGGAGAGAGGAGGAGCUGAUCACCGACGGCGGCGUGACUGACUGCCCGACCGCCAUCGUGGACGAGAAGGCAGUCGAGCAGGAGCUGACGGACACCACCUUGGCGCUGAGGGACGAGCUAGAGGCUCAGGGACUUACGCUGGCUGACAAGACGGUGAUCUUCGCAACCAGCUACAGGACGACGCGCGCGGUGCAGAAGGCGCUGCGCCAGAGGGGGCUCCAGGUUCAGGCAGUCACCGAGGGCAGGGACCUGGGCAUCGACAGAGGAGCCAGAGGCACGCUGUGGCGCGCAACCCACAGGAAGCGCACCAGCGGCGCUUUCAGGAGAUGCGGAGCGGUCGGCACCAAGCUGAGAAAGCUGGCGCUGGCCAAGAGGAGAGGAGUUCUACACCAAGGACCCGUGGCGUCCUACAUGUACGGCGCCACCGUGCACGGCAUGGCGCCAUGGGCGAGGCAGAAGGCGAGGAGGAGGUACGCUCAGGCAUUGAGGAGGCCGUGGCCAGGACGGUGCCUCACCACCUUCCUGGAGCUGGAGGGCACGGACCCCGCAGCCACCGCGGUGAGGGCGCAGCUGAAGACGUGGUUCGAGGUCUGGGCCCGCCACCCUGAGAUCCGCAACCAGGAUGACGUGCACCGCAUCUGGGGCGCCUGCGCAGCCAGGGAGGACAGCGAGGCAGUGAGGCGCAGCAGCGGCCUUACCAGGAGGGCGCUCGAGGGUUGCGAGACCAACCCAGCGUUCUGGCUUAGGGGCAUCACCCCCAAGAGCUGGACCGUGCCGCCGAGAUGCGACACCCUGCCUGCAGAGCACCUCGUCGGCGCCUGCAACUCCGAGCGCCGCCUCCGCGCUGACGAGGGACGGGAGCUCACGGCAUGCGGGGACGGCUCAGGAGGCGAGUACAGCGCAGACGAGCGAUACUGCAGGUGCGGCUGGGGCUGGGUGCUGCUGGGCGACGGCGACGAGUACGAGCAGAUCGGCGCGCGCUUUGGGCCUCUCCCAGGAGCUCGGCAGUCCAACAACCGCGCCGAGCUCUACAGCUUCCUGAGCUUCCUGCGCGCGACCGAGGGCAGGGUCACCUUCUGGACGGACAGCGAGGUCACGUGCACGGGCUGGGCUGCGCAAAGGGAGAGGACCCAGGGCCAAGGUCACAGCAACGGCGACCUGUGGUUCCAGGUCGGCGAGGCGAUUCGCGAGAGAGGAGGAGACAGGAGCGACAUCACCAUGAAGCACCUGAACAGCCACAUGACGGAGCACGAGGCGAUGGCGAAGGGCGUGCCGAGGCGAGUCUGGGCGGGCAACAAGGCAGCAGACGAGUACGCAGAGGCAGGAGCAGCGACGCACGCGAUCAGCGACACGGAGAUGAGCUGCUACGAGUGGGUGCGCGCCACGGCCCACUUGGUGAGAGAGCGCAUCGCGGCCACCACCGCUGCAGUGCUCGCCAGGAGGCCGCCCGACGACAAGGAAAUGAGAGCGGCAAGGAAGAGGCUCGCGCAGCAGAGGCGCCAGGACCGCCUCCUGAAGCGCGACCUGCUCGGCGGCGAGGCGACCAGGAGACCACCGACGUCGCACAUCCUAGAGCGCGACAAGCGUGGCACAGGAUGGAGGUGUCAGCAAUGCAGGGAGGCGGUCAGCUGCAGCACGGCGACCGCGACCAUCCGCGCCUGGAUGGAGAAGCCGCGCGGGGGGCCACCUCCGCUGAGAGCCAUCACCAUCACGAGGUACGGAGUGGAGUCGCACCCGACGCACAAGCUGAGGAGGUUGCUCGACCAAGACCGCUGGUUCUGCGAGCGAUGCGGAGGAGCGACGACGGAGCUGAUCGCCACUAAGCUGCAGGAGCCCUGCUGCGGUCACACAGUCUGCAGCAGUGGCCACUACAGGCUUGAGGGCUGGCUGAGGCAGGCCGCCAAGGAGGGCGGAUCAGGACAGCGGGCAGCGCCGCAUGAGAAUUACGCAGACGGCGGGCUGAGGUGUCAGAACGCAAAUCCAGCGGCGGUGCUCCUCGAGCCGUCAGCUGGUCCAUCGCCGCCAGGGACGCAGCCACCAGUCGAGAUCUGCGCGGACGGCGAGCUGUGGUGUCAGAACGCUAAAUCCAAGUCGGUGCUCCUCGAGCCGACCGCUGGUCCACGUCGCCACUGCAGCCCGAACCAAGGCCAGGACUACGCACAGUGUCAGAACGCAAAUCCAGCGGCGGUGCUCCUCGAGCCGUCAGCUGGCCCAUCGACGACACGGCUCGAUCAUGACCACGGCCAGGUCGCGACGGGGUGUCUGAACGCAAAUCCCGCGGCGGUGCUCCUCGAGCCGCCCGUGGGUUCAGCGUCGCCACGUUCGGACGAGCAGGUGCGGAGGACCCGCACCGAAGAGGAGCAGCAGCAGGAGGCACAGCGACUUCUACAGACCGCAGCGAGACGGGCCAUCACCAGCUGGCAGCCCGAGCACGACGCCGUGCAGAGCGCCACGCAAGCGGAGGACCUCGACGACGCUGAGGCAGAGGCAGCGAGAGCGAGGGCCUUGCUGGAGGCCGAGAGGGAGAAGGCAGCUGGGCAGCGAGGCGCCUGCUGGAGGGCGGCGCGCAGCGAGAGAGGCGACCAGCGCGAGCCACGCGACAGACGGCUACGCGAGGCGGAGGCGAGAGAGGCCAGACGUCAGGCGGCGGUGGCCAGGCGGCGGCGCGGUGCGAGGCACGCGACGAAGCGGCUGCUGGACUGCCUGCAGGUCUUGCGGGGCAUGUACCCCGCGCUGAUCCAGGGUGUGGUUCAGGCCGUGAAGUUCGUGCUGCGGCUGCCCCGCCGCCCCGCGCAGCUGCGGGGCCACCCGAGGAGGCCUCCUGAGGGGGGCGGGCAGCUGGUGGCCCUGCUGCAGCUGGCCUCCGCCCUGCGCCACGCGUGCGAGCACCUGGGGGCCGAGGCGCUGGAGGACGGCUCCUUCCACUGCAACGCCCUGACGUCGGCGCUGCUGCGGCAGCUGUCGGACCCCCUCGCGGUGUGCACGGGGUCCGUCGCGCCCUGGUGCUCCAAGCUGGCCGCCACGUGCCCCUUCCUGUUCCCGAGAAGCGCCCGGCUCAUCCUGCACAACAGCUGCAGCCUGGGGCCGAGCAGGGCGCUGCACCACGUCCAGCAGCGCGCCCUGGCGCAGAAUGCGCACAGUCAGGAGGCGCAGCGUCAGCUGGAGGGCGAGGUGGCCUUCGCCAGCAUCCCGCGCCAGAAAGUGCGCAUAUCGCGCCAGCGCAUGCUGGAGAGCGCCGUCAAGGUAAUGAACCUGUACGGGGCCGGCACUCCCCUGCUGGAGGUGGAGUACGUGGGAGAGGUGGGCACCGGCCUGGGGCCCACGCUGGAGUUCUACGCGCAGGUGGCAGAGGCGCUGCGCACGUCCGAGCCCCGGCUCUUCCGGGCGGGCGUGCCGCUGGGGAUGCUGUACCCCGAGCCCCGGCACCCGGGGUGGCUGCGCGAGGGGCGGGACAGGGAGGCGCAGCAGAUCCUGGAGCGCUUCCGCCUGCUGGGCCACGUGGUGGCGAAGUGCAUCCUCGACAGCCGCCUGGUGGACAUCCAGCUGCACCCGCUGUUCUGGCGCCUGGUCCUGGGCCACGGCCCCCUGUCGCAGCUCUCCCUGCGCGAGGUCGACCCCGCGCUCUUCGGCCAGCUGGGUGGCCUGCAGUCAAUGAGCGCCGCCGACCUGGAGGGCCUGUGCGUCGACUUCACGCUGCCGGGCCAUCCAUCGAUCGAGCUGAAGCCCGGAGGGGCCAGCAUCGCGCUCGCGGCCAGCAGCGUGCACGAGUACGUCGCGCUCGUGUCCGAGGCGUCCCUGGCGUCCGCCUGCGAGCCGCAGGCGGCCGCCUUCCGGCAGGCUUUCGCCGAGCUGCUGCCACUGGGCGCCUGCCAGAUCUGGUCGGAGGGGGAGCUCUCCUCGAUCGUCAUGGGCGCCUCGGUCAACGACGACACGUUUUGGACGCUGGACCACCUCGGUGCGCACAUCAAGGCGCAGCACGGCUACAGCGCGCAGUCCGCGUGCUUCCGCAGCCUGCUGGCCGCGAUGGCCGCCUUCGGGCCGGAGGAUCGGCGGAAGUUCUUGAUGUUCGUGUCGGGCACGCCGGCCCUUCCGGCCAGCGGGUUUGCAGGGCUGAAGCCACCGCUGACGGUGGUGAAGAAGGAGGCCCCGGAGGCACCGCGGUCACCGGACGAGUUCAUGCCGUCGGUGAUGACGUGCGCGAACUAUCUGAAGUUGCCGGAGUACUCCUCGCCGGAGGCCCUCAGGCAGAAGCUGCAGCUGGCCAUGAACGAGGGCCAGUCGGCUUUCCUGCUGUCGUGA